UGAAUUCCCAAAUCCAAUUGGAAAUUUAGUAUACAAAUUAUUAAGUUCGACAGUAGACAUAACAUAAAAAAUGUGCAUUGGAAUUAUAAUUAUAUUUUAAACACAUUCGGUUCAGAAAAUGUCCAAACAUUGGUGACAUUUGCCACGUCAAGUUCGUGCAGCAAAAAUACAAGUGAAAGGAGAAAGCAUAAAAACGGAUACAAAAUGUAUUUAGCUUUCAAUAUUCAGGCGAAAACUAUAUUAUUUAUGUGGAAGCCCCAACGCCGUUAAUUGCACUCCAUUCAUCCAUCACCCGCCUAACAAAUCUAUAAGCUACUCGAAACCAUGGAUAAAGUUGUUAAAUUCUGUGAACCUGGCCGUGCCUUCGCCAAGGACUCCAUCCGUUUGGUUAAACGUUGCACGAAACCUGACCGCAAGGAGUUCCAGAAAAUCGCCAUUGCUACAGCUAUUGGAUUCUGUAUUAUGGGCUUCAUAGGUUUCUUUGUGAAACUUAUCCACAUUCCCAUCAACAAUAUCAUUGUGGGCUCAUAAUAUGUCCAGCGGCUGCAUCAGCUAUAAUUAUUCAUACAUACAUGAAUUCAUACUUACCUAACGAUAGAUACUUUACAAUACCCUCAAUAUUUGUUUGUAUAAAAACAGCAUUGGGUUUAAUUUUUGUAUUCAUUUAGAAAUAAGAUAUUAAAUAUUUGCAUGUAGAGAGAUUAUAAACGAUUCAUAUCUUGUAUUUCUACCCUGAUCACAACAGAAUUUGUAAUUUCAAACUUGCGGCUUAUCCCGAUAGGUUGGAUCUACGUAGGAUUUUUGUUUAAUAAAAAAUGGACAAAAUCAAUUAAAUUUUUGUUUUUAAAAAUGGACAAAAUCAA
Messenger RNA from Rhagoletis pomonella (apple maggot), 863 nucleotides. RefSeq names its product protein transport protein Sec61 gamma-2 subunit. Bases 325 to 531 code for a protein of 68 amino acids. The record is from RefSeq and is a predicted model, not a curated record. Gene Ontology annotation, cellular component: membrane; Ssh1 translocon complex. Gene Ontology annotation, molecular function: transmembrane protein transporter activity. The transcript is spliced from 2 exons. Lineage: Eukaryota; Metazoa; Arthropoda; Insecta; Diptera; Tephritidae. Gene Ontology annotation, biological process: post-translational protein targeting to membrane, translocation; protein targeting.